Messenger RNA from Umbelopsis ramanniana AG, 846 nucleotides. RefSeq lists its product as uncharacterized. The record is from RefSeq and is a predicted model, not a curated record. Gene Ontology annotation, cellular component: fungal-type vacuole membrane; Vps55/Vps68 complex. The coding region runs from base 217 to 753 and encodes 178 amino acids. The transcript has 7 exons. Gene Ontology annotation, biological process: late endosome to vacuole transport via multivesicular body sorting pathway; protein targeting to vacuole. NCBI's taxonomy places the organism in Eukaryota, Fungi, Mucoromycota, Umbelopsidomycetes, Umbelopsidales, Umbelopsidaceae.
CGAAAUUACAAAAUGAAAAUUGAAUGUCCAUAGGGCUUUACCUAGGCACUUUUAUCAUAGGCACUGUUGCAAUAAGAGUUUGAAACGCACUGGCAAAUGAAAUUGCAUAGUACCAUGCGCGCGCCGUCCCAAAAACCCUAUGACGUAUCUCCUAAAAUCCCUGCCUAGACAUUCUCCGACCAUAGCCAUUUCGCCAGCUCAUUCCACACAUAAAUCAUGCCCAACUACUUGAGUGAAGGUCGCAGGUCGAUAUUUCUGUUCAAAAUCCCCAACCCAUUCAAGUUCCUCGGUGAUAAGCAGAGAGCUAUUGGUGUUUAUGCUGCUGGUGCUUUUUUCGCAAUAGGCUGGUGGGCAUUCAUCGAUGCUAUUACACUGGCUUCAAGAGAUCCAUUCAAGCAAGUCAGCAUCGGUUUCGAAGACUGGAUUUCGGGUAUCCUUACUACCCUUGGCAUGAUUGUGAUCAAUCUGAUUGACAAAUCGAGCUUGCAUGGAGAUACGUUCUCUUAUUCUGGUGAUAGCUUGGUAUGGAAAGCGAGGCUGUUCCUCUUUGUGGGAUUUGCCCUUAUUGCCGGCGGCCUUGCUGGUUCUGUGUGUGUUUUGAUCCUCAAGUACAUUGUACCCGAAGUGCCUGAAUCAGAAUUAUACUAUGGCAUUGGCCAAGUCGCACAGUGUGGGUUCAUUAUGUUAAGUACUGUGAUUUUAUGGAUUGCACAAAAUACCCAAGAGGAGUACCAGUACAACUUUAUGCUGUAGGGUCGGCGGUUAAGACUUUUUUUUUUCCCCAUUUUCUACCUCGUGCUUAGGCUGCUGUUCCAUGUGUUUUGGAAUAAUAUUUUAUUGUAAUUA